Molecule: messenger RNA, 3956 nt
Organism: Bursaphelenchus xylophilus (pine wood nematode)
Lineage: Eukaryota; Metazoa; Nematoda; Chromadorea; Rhabditida; Aphelenchoididae
Source: the annotation of a GenBank genome assembly
AUGGCUGCCGGCCUUGGGCAACUCGAGGCUAAUCAAGUAGGCCCGUUUUCGAAAUUACAGAAGUCCGGCGAGACCUAAAGUCCUGCCCGAUAAGGUCUUGAGGCCCGGCGGCCAUCUCUGCAAUUUCGAGGCUCAAUGUUGUAAAAAGGAGACAACUCUUUGACGAAAUUAAUGCAUCCCAAAUGCAGAUUAGAACAGGCAAAGCUGUGAAAAAUUUUGAGAAAUUAAGUUCGAUUUUUGAGGUUUUUGAAACUCUCAACUAAAUGAAGAGCCAAAUCGAAGAAUUUAUUGGUGAAACUUAUAAGAUGUGACUGUCAAACAGGGCAUUAUUCAAUUUUCGUCCUAACCUUGAGGUUGAGAUCAUGCCAAACUUGACGACCGAGUUUGAGUUCCUUGGAACCCAAACUUGUUCAUGAUCUCGACCUCAAGAUUAAGACGAAAAUCGAAUAAUGCCCUGUUUGACAGCCGUACCUUAUAAAUUUCACUAACAAAUCCCCGAAUUUGGACCUUCAUUUAGUCGACAGAGUCAAACGGCCUCAAAACUCGACCUCGAUUUCUCAAACUUUCCCACAGCUUUGCCUAUUCUAAUCUGCAUUCGGAGGGCUUUAAUUCCGUCAAAGCGUGGUCUCUCCCGUCUAAAACAUUGAGCCUCAUAACGGCUGCUCCACUCACGGUUUCAGGCUCGCCAUUGUUCCUUGGAACGUACAAAACCCCGCGGUGAGGAGCGACGGAAUAAUAUCAGGGCAGGCGGGCAGGAGGAGGAAAGGACGAAGGGGCCCGAAACGCAGCGAGGGCGAGAGACCUCCGAUUUUUGGGAUUGAAUUUGAGAGAAAAAAGGGGAGCCGCCCCGCCCCGCAGAGACGCCGCCGCCUGCGGAGGGCGGGCAGAGAAGCCGCGGUUCCGACUGGUCGAUGGCGGGUCUUUCGACGUGCUUUCACCUCGCUUCCGACUGCUUUUUCGCCCGAAAUUUUCUCGCCACCUAAAAAUUCGGAAUUUCCCCAUCCAGAAUUCGUGCGUGGCACUCGUCGAAAGGCCCGAAUCGACCGGUGAACCCGUCUAUUCGGUCGACUCUACGAGAAUAUUUGUGGACAAGGUCGAUUCUCUCCGUAAACUAAUAUUCCACUAGGACUUUUCUUAUUUUAUUGCCUACUACAAUAUCGACUGAAUUUUCGGUCCACCUACUACCUAAAAUACGACUGGCCGACUCUCUCACAAGUCAUAGAGCUUCGAAUCUUAUAUUAUACUACUCUUAAAUCUCUCGAGAAUUUUCUGAUAUUCCCCUUAUCUACUACAACAUCGUAACGCUCUAGGAAUCGGUGUUGGACGCCAAAUUGGUCGAUAAACAGAAUUUCGGUGAGUCCUACGCAACCGAAAACAAUAUUUUUCUCUCCGAGAAACCGUCGAUUUUUUCUUGCGCGGAUUUUUUUUUGGCAUUCUCCAUCAAAAACCUCGGAAAUUUCUGUCAAUUUUUUUGGUCGAAAACCCCCUUUGUCUUCCACCUAUUUGCUGCCCAAUUUACUGGUCGAUGAUUGUCCUACCCCGGUUGCAGAAGAUUCCGCCAUCAACACCAAAAAUGCCGGCGAUUUCGGAGAAGGUUGUGGCCCGGUCGGGCCAGAAAAUGAGGACGAAAACACAUUUGCCCUUCAUCAAGGCCUAUUAUGAUCCGCAUCCCACGAAGCCAAUCACAUUCGUAUGCAGAUUCUGUGGAGUGACCUACAGUGGAGGGCAUUCCUUCCGAAUGCUCGCACAUUUAUUGCCGCCCAACCAUCCGUAUGGGAAAGUAAGUUGUUUUCUAGUUUUUUUUUGUUGGUUUUUAGAUAACAGAAAGUGUAGAAGAGACGAGUUUUGUUUGCAUUCUGUGUAAACUUGUUAUUCUCGGAGAGUUUAUUCGAUUUAAAAGGGUUUUCUGGCGGUUUUUGGGACUUGCUUUGUUUGGUAUCUAAAAUAAUAUAAUUUUUUCGAAAUCUGCGUUUUCUUUUGCAUGAAAUUAUUGUCUUUACGUUUCCAGUAAUAGAAUGUGGGAUUCUGCGGGUGUUUAUUCAACUAGUUGAGACCAUUUCCUCCACGAAUCCCACACAAUUUUCUCAUUAUAUUACUUUCAGAAAAAGCCUUGCCAAAAAGUGGAUGCCAGAACCAGAAAUGAAGUUGUUGAUAACUGCCGGGUCUAUUUACAGGCUCGAGAAGCCAGUCGAGGGAUCUCCAACAGUCGGCUAUUCGAAGAUUACACCACAAAAACAGAAGAGCCAUCAACAAGUAAAUCUUUAUCGCUAGUACUCUCCGAAACAUUGUUAUCUACCGAAGACGCAGUUGAAGACGAAGAAGAAGAGGAGGAGGAGAAGAUGAUUAUCGAGGAAAAAGUUCCGUUAAAGAAGGAUAAGGCCGAAAAUGGAAACAAUUUUGAGCAGAAUGCCCUUCAAACUAUGUUGAGCAUGGUGUCAAACUUGAACAAAUCAAAUGAAAAGGCUGCUGAGAAGGCAAAAACUUUCUUGACAAUGGUAAGUGGAUUGUUAUUUUUUAUUUUAUUUUUUGGUUUAGGAUCAGCUUUCGAGCAGAAAUCGACUAUUUUUGUCUGGUGCAAUAUAAAUUUUUGCCUAGUACAAUAUAAAUUUUUGCCAAAUUUUUACCUAAAAUUUUCACAAAUCGUAUUCUAGGGUCUGGCCAGUGGAGAAAUUCCCUCGGAGCUCAUGGGGAGCGACUAUUUCUCAGCUUUUAUCCGAACAGUCUUCAAAGAUUUCUCCCUUCCGAGCAAGUCGGAAAUCCGUUCUGGCGGUUUUAUCCAAUCCGAAUAUCAAAAAGGCUUAGAAGAGAUCAAGAGCUUCAUAGAGCGAGCCAAAUAUCUCCAUGUUUCUCUGGAUUGUUGGAGCGAUAUUAACGGCGACUCCGUGGCCGGGAUCAUAGUUCAUACGCCAACCCCAUACUUGUACAAAAUCGUGGCCGCCACUGAAUCGGACUUUGAGAAGAAAGUGGUUACGGCUGUAAUACGGACUUUCAACGAGAUUGGAGUGGAGAGAGUGGUGUCUUUUAUCAACGAGAAUUCGGGGAUCAACACGGAAAAAAUUGUUCGAAAUUACCCAUGGAUUUUGUCGCCGCCAAUGUCCAUGUUCAAUUCACAGGAGAUGGAGGGGAUUUGUCAGGUAAGGAAGACAUUUUUUUGGAUUUUCAACCUUUAGAUCACUGUUUCUGAUGUUACUUUAGGCCAGAUUUUGAUAUUGGCCUGAAAAAUCAUACUGGUUUGUGGUUUCAGAACCUCCAAAGCUGUUUUCAAGUCCCUUCGGAGAUUGUGCAAGCCGGUGCCCUCGUCCAACUCCUCGAUCCCACCAGUAAUCCGGCGAAUUUCGCCGGCGAUCUUCGAGAAGAGACGUUCGCGUUCAUCCGCGAGAAAUACGGCGAACAUCCCGAAAUUGACGCCCGCGAAGUGCUGAAUCAUCUGGACAGCUGGGUGGCAAGAGAAGACACGUAUUCGUUGACGAGCAAAGCCAAUUCGGAAGCAUGGAGGCCCAAGACUUUCAAAGGAGACUAUAAUCCUCGAAAUUGGUGGAACACUUACUUUGAAGGCUCCCCACUGGCCAAUAUGUUCAACAUGUUGGUCGAUAUACCGCCGAAAUCGUUGACUGAUGAUCGGAAAUUUGAUUUGAGUAGUUAUGUGGCUAAGGAUUCGAGUGAACGGUGAGUUAUGGGCAGAUUUUGAUAUUAUACUAGACGUCAGAUGGAGGUUCUUGAAAAAUUGAUGAUUUUGAGGUAAAACUGGGUUGGUUUUGGUAGAAAAGGAUGAGUAAUGUCUGAGUUAUGAGCUGAGGAAGAUUUUAGGAUUGGUUUAGGUAUUUAAUUUGCCUAAAUUGACAUAAAAUAUUAAAAUUUUCAUGAAUUUCAGCGCUUUGACCGAUAUGAAGAUUUUUUUGAAAUACAACCACAUGCUCACAUUCCACAGACAAACCGCUCGCAAAACGGUCUUUUAA